AUGCCUCUCCACCUUCUUGGCAAGAAAUCAUGGAACGUCUACAACCCCGCCAACAUUGCCCGCGUGCGGCGCGACGAGGAAGCCGCUCGGGCCCGUGAAGAAGCCGAGGAGCAGCGCAUGCAAGAGGCCGAUGCCGCGCGCCGUCUAGCAAUACUGCGCGGCGAGAUUCCGCCUCCGCUCGACUCGACCGAACCCGAAGCCGCCCUCCCACCGUCGCGCAGCCGUGAUUGGGAUAACGCAUCCAGCCACACCGGCACCAGCCGCAAGCGCAAACGGCACGGCGAAGACGACACCGACUUUGAGAUGCGCAUUGCCCGCGAACGCGCCUCGGUCGGCGGCCGUGCAGCCCGCGAGCUGGCGGCGCCCACGCCAUUGCCGUCCACAUCCCUCACUUCGCUUGUCGACAGCAAGGGGCACAUCUCGCUCUUCUCAGAAGCCGAGGUGACCGCCCGUCCGCGCGAAAGAAACGAGGAAGCCGCGCGCAAGGAGCGCGAGCUCGAGGGCCAGUAUCAGAUGCGCUUCGUCAACGCGGCCGGCAAGGAGGGCCUGGGCCUGACGGACGGCGGGCCGUGGUAUGCCUCGGUUGACGGGGAGGCGUCGGGCGCGCUGGUGCCGAGUAAGAAUGUCUGGGGCGGGGAGGAUCCCAAGCGGAAGGUCAGGGAGGCGGCGAGACUGGAUGCGAGCGAUCCGCUGGCGAUGAUGAAAAGGGGCGCCAAGAUGGUGAGGGAGCUGGAGAAGGAGCGGAGGAAAGAAGUGAAAGAGAGGGAGAGGGAGUUGAUGGAGCUUGAAAAGGAAGAGAGGAGGGAACGAAGGAGGCGGGAGAGACGGCGGAGGAGAGAGGAGAAGGAUCGUGCGGGUAGGGGACGAAGGACGGAUGAAUCAGAGCGCGAUGAUGGAUUAGAUAAACGGGCCCGCUAUCAGGACGAUUCGGUCCAUCGCGGUAGAAAGCGGGAUCAAAGCAAAGACCGCCAGAGGCAUAGCCGGGAUAGAAGGGAUACGAGAGGCGAUAGCCCAGACAGGCGGGAGCGUUACCAUCGGCACCAUGAGGAACGACUGCGGGAAAAAGGUCAGAAGCGAGACAGACAACGGGAACACAGACAUGAGAGCCGACAUCUUAGCGUUGAUGAGAGGAACCGCCGCCCUUAUCAUUCGGACCAUGAGAAAGAUAGAAACGAACCAGAUAGCAAGCAGCGCUGA
Parathielavia appendiculata is the source of this 1197-nucleotide messenger RNA. RefSeq lists its product as uncharacterized. The record is from RefSeq and is a predicted model, not a curated record. Lineage: Eukaryota; Fungi; Ascomycota; Sordariomycetes; Sordariales; Chaetomiaceae. Bases 1 to 1197 code for a protein of 398 amino acids. The transcript has 2 exons.